AUGAAAGAAAAAAUAAUAAUAAUAUAUAUAUAUAUAGAAUUAUAAAUAAAAAAAUAUUAAAAAAAUAAUUAAAAGGCAAUAUCAAUAUCUGCAAUUCUAGCAAUUUUAGCAUUAUUAAAAGCUUUAAAAUCAUCAAGAAGUGCUGAAAUCGACAAGGAAGUAUAAAGAGAGAAAAACCUAAAAAAAUCCGGAAAAGGUAAUGUAGAUUUAAUAUUUUUAAAGAGAAUACAAGAACUAUUGAAAAUAGUGAUUCCUUCAUUGAAAAAUGCGGCAGUUAAAGACAUAGUAAUUCUCACAAUAUUUUUAAUAUUAAGGACAUACUUAUCCAUAUACAUAGCCAGUGCAAAUGGUUUAAUUGUAAAAGCAAUAAUAAAAUUAGAUUUCUAAUUAUUUGUUAAAAGAAUUAUUUAAUUAUGCCUAAUAGCCGUACCAGCCUCUUUUGUAAAUUCCUAUUUAGAAUUUUUAAAUAAAAGACUAGCGAUACAUUUCCGUACUGAAUUAACGAAAGAUUUAUGCGGUUUAUAUUUAAAAGGGAUGACAAAUUACCAAUUGACAAACUUAGACUAAAGAGUUGUAAAUCCAGACUAGAGAUUAACAUCUGAUAUAGAAAAAUGGGCAAAUUCAUUAUCUGUAAUUUACUCGAAUUUCACAAAACCAGUUUUAGACAUAUUUUUGUUUUCCAAAAAACUCUCUGAAUUAGUAGGUUAUAGAGGUCCUUUGAUAGUCAUUUUAUGGUAUUUACUAUCCGGAACUGUAAUUAAGUUUGUAUCUCCCCCUUUCGGUAAAUUAACAGCCAUAGCUUAAAGAAACGAGGGUGAAUAUAGACAUUGUUAUACUGAUUUAGUCCAUCAUUGUGAAGAAGUAGCCUUUUAUAAGGGUAAUUAGUGGGAAAAAGAACGUGUAGGAAAUUCAUUUAAAAAGCUUAUUAAACACUAGGAAAACUUAAUGACUAAAAGACUAUAUAUGGGUACUUUUGACUCCAUGUUAGUAAAAUAUGGGGCUGUAAUGGUAGGUUAUGCGGUUUUAGGGUUGCCUGUAUUUGGACCAGGAUCAUAGGAGUAUUUAAAGAGUAUAGGAAAUGAUCCGUCUACCAUAACUAGAGAUUAUGUAAGAAACUCUUCGCUUUUAAUUAAUUUAGCAAAAGCUAUUGGAAGAUUAGUUAUUUCUUAUAAGGAAAUUUAAGAGUUGGCAGGAUAUACGACUGUUGUGAGUGAAAUUAGAGAUGUUUUAUUAGAUUUGUAAAAUGGAUAGUAUUAGAGGAAAUUAGUUGAUUCAGCUAAAGAAUUCGGAUUUAAAGAUACUUAAAAACCUUAAAUGGUUAAUAUUAGUACUGGAAAUCUUCAUGAAAGUUAAGAUUGUAUAAUAUUUGACAAGGUACCUAUUAUUACCCCUAAUGGUGAGAAAUUAUCAAAAUAAAUAUCUUUAUUAAUUAAACAUGGGGAAAAUGUAAUAGUUACUGGUCCUAAUGGAUGUGGUAAAUCAUCACUUUUUAGAAUUUUAGGAGGACUAUGGCCUAUAUUUGCUGGGUCUUUAACUAGUCCUUAAUUGUAAGAUUUGUUUUAUAUACCUUAGAAAGCUUAUUUACCUUCAGGAACAUUAAGAGAUUAAAUUAUUUAUCCAGAUACUAAAUUAAAUAUGUUAAGAAAAAAAAUAUCUGAUGAAAAAUUAAAAGAAUUUUUAAGACAUGUAAAUCUUGAAUAUAUAGUAAAUAGAGAACCUAAUUAGUUUGAUACUGAAGGAGAUUGGUAUGAUAAACUUUCUGGUGGUGAAAAAUAAAGAAUUUCUAUGGCAAGAAUGUUUUAUCAUAAACCUAAAUUUGCAAUAUUAGAUGAAUGUACUAGUGCUGUUAGUAUGGAUGUUGAACAUUAAUUAUAUGAUUAUUGUAGAAUUAAUAAUAUUACUUUAUUUACUAUUUCUCAUAGAGUUGAAUAAUUAAAAAAAUUCCAUGAUUUUAUUUUAAGGUUUGAUGGAGAAACUAAUUGGAAAUAUGAAAAAAUUAAUCAUUGA
Ichthyophthirius multifiliis is the source of this 2007-nucleotide messenger RNA. RefSeq lists its product as hypothetical. NCBI's taxonomy places the organism in Eukaryota, Ciliophora, Oligohymenophorea, Hymenostomatida. Gene Ontology annotation, molecular function: long-chain fatty acid transmembrane transporter activity; ATP hydrolysis activity; ATP binding. The record is from RefSeq and is a predicted model, not a curated record. The transcript has 4 exons. Gene Ontology annotation, cellular component: peroxisomal membrane. Gene Ontology annotation, biological process: very long-chain fatty acid catabolic process; fatty acid beta-oxidation; long-chain fatty acid import into peroxisome.